UCUGAGGGGGUUCGGGACCGCCCUGAGCGCUGCCCCGCCCCGCCCCGGAGAGCAGGCCCAGCAUGAUCCGCAUUGCAGCUUUAAAUGCCACGACAGUGGUUGAAGAUCAUGAGGGGUCCUUCAAGAGUCACAAAACUCAAACUAAAGAGGCUCAGGAAGCUGAAGCCUUUUCUCUGUAUCACAAGGCAUUAGACCUGCAGAAACACGACCGAUAUGACGAGUCUGAGAAGGCUUAUCAUGAGCUGCUGAACACACAGCUGUUGAAAGAGGCUGUUCUAUCUGGUGAUGAGAAUGAAGGUUUGAAGCAUCCUGGGUUGAUGCUGAAGUACUCUACUUACAAGAAUCUUGCCAGUUUGGCUGCUCAGAAAGAUGAACCUAGUACUGCUAUGGAAUUUUAUCUGGAGGCUGUAAUGCUGGACUCUACAGAUGUGAACCUCUGGUAUAAAAUCGGAAGAGUGGCAUUGAGGCUGAUUCGUGUUCCACUGGCUCGGCAUGCUUUUGAAGAAGGACUGAAAUGUAAUCCCGAUCACUGGCCGUGCCUGGACAAUCUCAUCACCGUACUGUACACACUAAGUGAUUACACUAAUUGCCUUUAUUAUAUUUGUAAAGCCUUGGAAAAGGAUUGCCGCUACAGCAAGGGGUUGGUGUUGAAAGAAAAGAUCUUUGAGGAACAGCCCUGUUUGAGGAAGGAUUCCUUCCGUAUGUUCUUGAAAUGUGACAUGUCCAUUCAUGCGUUAGACGUGGAUCCUGUGGAAGCUCAGGCUGUUGUUGAGGAAGCUUUGGAGCUACGCAGAAAGAAGCAGGCGUUAGCGUUACCAGCGGAGGAGCCAGACCUCCGGUUGAUCCAGCCAGUCUCUUCCUUCACGUGGAGAUGUUUGGGUGAGAGCUUACUGGCCACGUACAGAGACUUAACCUGUGAGCUUCCUCGCCCCAGCCUCGGCAAGAGGAUAGAUCUAUCCAUGUAUAGAGAUCUUUCCCAACAGCUGAUAUCUUCACCAACAGCCACUCCGGUCAGUGUUAUCCAGCCGAACCCCACCACCUCCAGUCCUACAGCAGCAGUGACCACAACGCCAAUAGCAGCAUCAGCAUCAACUGUGCUUGUAUCAGCAAAUCCUCCCAGUGCAGCAGAUUUGGUAGCAUCUCAAGCAGACGCUUCGAUUGUAGACAAGACUAAGAAAGGUGCCAAGAGGAAGCGAAUAGCUGAUGAAGCAGGAGAGCCAGCAAAGCGACGUUCAGCUCGAGUCAGGAACACCAAGUGUAAAAAAGAAGAAAAGAUCGAUUUUCAAGAACUUUUAGUCAAAUUUUUACCUUCAAGGCUGAAAAAGGCGGAUCUAGAAGAAGAUGAUGAACCAUUUGGCAACUAUGAUGUUCAGACAGAGUUGAAAAAGGAAAGUCAUCAGCUGAUGGGUCCUUAUCGAAUGCAAUUUGAUUCCACAGCUUUCAUAGACUUGGAAAAACAAGAUGUUCAUAAAUUUCUGUGUAACAAUCUGAAGAACGGUGGAAUACUGGAUCUGAUGUUGAAAUAUCUGAAGAUACUCGGUCAGAAGUUCCUGUCGAAAUGGCCAUCAGGACUGACUGACGUCGUUCUGACAAUCUACAAUAGCUGGAGGAAACACUGCAGCAGCCUUCCAAACCCCAUCCUGAGAGAGUGCAGUAACCAGCACAUCAAGGAUAUGAUGUUGAUGUGUCUUUUGUGUAUGGAACUUCAACUUGAUCAGUGGCUUCUGACAAAAUCUAAAAGUACCACAGUUUCUCCCAGAAAAUGUACCUCCAGCACCACAGCUGCACAACUAGGGCCAGAUUUUCCCGGAAACCAUUAUUUGGGUGAUCUGAUUCAGUUGGCCUUCACCUCCUCUCAGAGGGACCUGUUUGAGAGCGACUGGCUAGUGUUUGUUGUUCGGGUGUACUGGCUGAAGGCCCGAUUCAUGGCACUGCAGGGUGACAUGGAGCAGGCGGUGGAGAGCUACGAUAUCUGCACCAGUUUGUUUUGCAGCUCUGUUGGAGUGAGGGCGGGCAGCAGGAGCUGUGAUGGCUUCACAGUCAGAUUGCCAAACCUGUACGUGGACUCUGCCAUAUCAGUGGAUGAGAUUGAUAAAAAGCUGAAGUCCCUGGAGCGUUGUCAGUCGCUGGAGGAAGUUCAGCGCCUGUACGAGAUGGGAGAAUAUGAGCACGUUGUGAAGCUGCUGAGACCUACCCUGAGCCUCGGUGCCAUUGGGAGAACAAAACCCUUGGAAUUUGUUACCUCCAUCCCUGAGCGGCCUGCUCAGCUCCUCCUCUUACAGGACUCUCUAAUGAAACUGAGAGAUUACAGGCAGUGUCUGGAGUGUUCAGAAGUUGCACUAAACGAAGCCAUUCAGCAAAUGAACGUGAUGUCAUCUUCCUCCAAGGAAGAGUGGGUCUCAACAGUGACCCAGCUGUUGACGGGGAUUGAUUAUUCCCUCUCUGAGUAUAACAGUAUCUUGAAGGAGCACGCUAUCACUCCAUCUCUCGUGCGGUUCACUAACAACCUGAUCCAGAUCAUUGACUGUACCAUGGGGCUUCCAGAUGAUCCCAAAGAUCAAAGUGUGCCUUCAGUGCUGCCCUGGAUCAUCUUGUACAGAAUCAUAAAACACGAGGAGGAACAGUUUGAUACACUCCGCCGCCAGCAGCGUCAGAGCAGCCCAGAUGCAGAGUCUGAAACUCCUAUGUUACCGUCCUCGCUGAUGUUGCUGAACACAGCACAUGAAUACCUGGGUCGACGGUCCUGGUGCUGUAAUUCUGAGGGUGCUCUGCUCAAGUUCUAUGUGCGAGUGCUUCAGAAGGAGUUGUCGGCUUCCAGAGCUGAAGACGCCCAUCCAUUUAAAGAGGAGCUGGAGACAGCCCUUGAGCAGUGUUUUUACUGUCUGUACGCAUAUCCCAGUAAGAAGAGCAAAGCUCGUUACCUGGAGGAACAUUCUGCUCAGCAGGUGGAAUUGAUUUGGAACGACGCCGAAUUCAUGUUCGAUUACUUCAAACCCAAGAACCACCCGGAGUUCGACAGUUACAAGACGAGCACAGUAUCCGCGGAUCUGGCCAACCUCCUGAAGAAGAUUGCGAUGAUUGUUCCUCAGCCGGGCAAGCCGCCUCUUACAAUAGAGAACGUCACAGCUUACAUCGAAGGCUCCGGCAACACGGUUCCGGUUCUCCCCGAAGGAACAGAUUCUGGGCUUCUGGUUAACGAGUUGUAUUAUCUCUUGGCCGACUAUCAUUUCAAGAACAAAGAACAGGCAAAAGCUAUCAAAUUCUACAUGCAUGACAUAUGUGUUUGUCCGGCCAGAUUUGAUUCCUGGGCGGGUAUGGCAUUGGCUAGAGCCAGUCGUAUCCAGGAUAAGCUGAAUUCAAAUGAGUUAAAGAGCGAUGGUCCCGUUUGGAAGCAUUCAGUGGGGGUGUUGAAUUGCUUUAAACGAGCACUGGCGAUAGACAGUUCUAAUCUCUCAUUGUGGAUUGAAUAUGGCUCCAUGUCCUAUGCACUGCACUCUUUUGCCUCUCGUCAGCUGAAACAGUGGAAAAUGGAAUUGCCAACAGAAGUUGUACAGCAGAUGGCAGAGAGGAGAGACAGCAUGCUGGAGACAGCCAAGCAGUGCUUCUUGUCAGCGGCACACUGUGAAGGAGAUGGCGAUGAGGAGGAAUGGCUCAUCCAUUACAUGUUGGGCAAAAUAGCAGAAAAGCAGAAACAGCCUCCGAAGGAAUACUUGCAGCAUUACAAGAAGGGAGCACACAACUUACAUGAGGAUGCUGCUCACUACCCUCGGAAGAUCCAUUAUCACAACCCUCCAGACCUUGCUAUGGAGGCUCUCGAGGUCUACUUCAGACUUCAUGCUUCCAUCCUCAAACUACUGGAGAAGAAGGAAGUCGUCAUAGACUGCGAGAUGUUAUUCAGUUACAUAAAGCAGGCAGCGCACGGACCCUUUGCCAGAGGAGAAGAAAAGAACUUCCUGAAGGUCAAUGAGAGGGAAAAGUCCUGUACAAAUGAUGAUGACUCACACUCUUCUGUUGGAACCCAGCAAGGUCAAGGAAACCUUACCUCAGGUCCAGGUCUGACAUCCCCACCUUACACAGCCACUCCGAUUGACCACGAUUACGCCAAACGUAAAAUCCCCCGUCAGCAGGCCUCAAUUGAUGAGAGGAGUCAAGACAGUGUGAUCUUGGUGCUGUCCGAUUCUAACUCAACACAAGACGUCUUUACAGAUGCAGCAAGCUCCCAGGACAGCAGCAAAAAGAACCACUCUGGGAAAGGAAGCCCAUCUUCAUCCUCCACUAUGGAUGCAACCGUGCUGCCCAGGGAUAUGCAUGUGAAAUUGGAGGAAGAGGAUUCAGUGGGACGUGUCUCUUCAGACCAUUGUAGAGGAGGCAGUGCAGAGAUUACAGAAGCCAUAGAUGCUUUGGCUUUGAGACUGGCGGAACAUACAGGUCACCGGCUACCAAUGGAGCCAGCUGUGUUGUCCCAGGAAAGCCAUAGAAAACUGGAGGAAGACGAUUUAACAGGGCGAAUUUCUUCUGAUGUUUGUGGUGGAGGCAAUAUGGAGAUCCCAGAAACCAUAGAUGCUUUGGCUUUGAGACUGGCAGAACGUGCGGAAUACAGGUUGUCUAUGGAGGCAACUGUGGUACCCAGUGAAAUCCAUAGAAAACUGGAGGAAGAGGAUUCAGUGGGACGUGAUGCUUCUGGGGUUUGUAAAGGAGGAAGCAUGGAGAUCCCAGAAGUAGUAGAUACUUUGAGAAUGGCCGAGCAGGCAGGACAAAGAUUAUCCAUGGAAUCCCAAACCGCUGCUCUUACCACUCCUCCCAAAGCCUCCACCUCAUCUCAGUGGGACGCAAAGAAGAAGACAACCGAGCAAUCUGGAGAGGUGAAAGAAGCUUACAGACUGGAGGACUUCCCUCAGAGUCUGCCAGCAGACAAGAGGGAGCAGCGCAGAGUUCUGACUGAGCAGUGUAUCAGAGCCCUGCAUCUUUGUCUCAGCCGAUUCCCUCAGCACUAUAAGAGUCUCUACAGGCUGGCAUAUCUGUAUACUUAUAGCAAAACACACAAGAACCUCACCUGGGCUCGAGAUGUGUUGCUGGGCAUCAGUGUCCCCUGGCAACACCUGAAGCACAUGUCAGCACAGGGACUCUUCUAUGAGAGGAACAAGACCAACUUUUUUAAUGGAAUCUGGCGAAUUCCUGUUGAUGAAAUUGACCGUCCUGGCAGCUUUGCAUCACAUAUGAACCGUUCUAUUGUUAUCUUACUUGAUGUUUUAUCGCAGCUGAAGGACCACAACACACUGCUGAAGGUAUCGUCUAUGCUUCACAGGACACCUGACCAGGGAAAGAAGUAUUUGCGUGAUGUGGAUCGUCAAGUCCUUGCCAAGCGAGCAUUCAUUUUCACAGUGAAAGUUCUUGAGGACAACCUGAAGGAACUAACUGGGAUAUCUGAAGAUCAGGUGCCAAAGUCUUCAGUUUUAUCAAUGGGUGAGAUGACGACAGACGUUUCUAACAAGCCGAGUGCUGAGGAGCAUAAGGGUGUUGUACCCAAAAAGUCAACAGUUUCUGAUGGGCCCAUAAGGAAUACCGAGAAUGGGGUGAAGGAUAUUCCCAGAGGUCCGUCUCCCCAGGCUAUGAACAUGGAACAAGGUGAGAAAAAUAACAAACUGAUGGGUGACCUGACAAAGCCAAAUAUUGGUAUGGAAGAACCAAUGGAACUUAGCUCUGGGGAACCAGGCAAAUUGGUAUUUUCAUUCAAGCCCCCCACGGGUUGGGAUACAGAGCACAACAAGACUGCUGGAGUAACCGAGGGUAAGGCUUUGGAAUGCAAACCCGCUGAGCUGUCCUUAGAGGAACUGAGCAUUAGUUCAAAACAGCAAGCGACAACAAUAACAUCACAAGUUGUGGCUGGUCAAGCAAUCAAGAAAGCAGGCCGGAAGAGAAAACUGCUGGAGGACACUGAAUCUGGGAAAACUCUGCUGUUAGAUGCAUACAGAGUCUGGCAGCAAGGUCAGAAGUUUAUGGCCGUUGAUCUCGGAAAGAUUGAGAAGAUCAUGUCGGAGACGUAUAUGCUGAUCAAGCAGGUUGAUGAGGAUGUAGCUUUGGAGCAAGCCAUGAAGUUCUGCCAGCUGCAAAUGGCUACUUCAGCACAGAAGCAGUCAGGAGACGCACCUACAACACCAAAGUACUCCAAGGACUCGAAGGAAACUUUCUUCCCUUCAACGCCCGUCACAGUAGCCCCAGCAGCUCUCACGUCAACCCCACCAAGCAGCACCUCGUGUGAAAGCACCAAACCUAGUGAUUUACAAUCCAAAUCAACAUUGGGCCCCACGACUGCAGGCGAUCCCCGAGCUGACACUCGAGGGCCAGAGGUUACACCACCAUCGCAAAGGGACACUGAACUGCGAACAACUAGCUUAACGGAGACAGUCCCGGGCAUGUCCUAUCUCACACAAGACGAGGAAUCAGAGGAGCCUCCCGAAGGCCUUAGCUACCGGCAGCAGGAAAAUCACCUUUGCCAUCAGAUGAGAAUGGCAACAGUCACUUCAUCCCAGGAGUCCGUUCAGUGGCAGGAAGAUGGUGCUUACCCUCAACCAGACGAGGGCUCCCAUCCUCCCCCGUCCGCCAGCCACAAUUGCAAUUCUGCCAACAAACUCUCUGCCAACACCCUAGUUGCCCAGUCGUGCAAGGGGGAGGGGAGUCGGAUUAAGACACGCAUCCCUCCGAAUAUGCCAAAGCUUUUCAUCCCAUCGACUGUGGCGAAGUUUCCACCUGAGAUAACCGUCACACCACCAACUCCGACCCUGCUGUCACCCAAGGGCAGUGUGUCUGAGGAAACCAAACAAAAACUAAAGACUGCCAUCCUGUCUUCACAAUCUGCCGCCAACGUGAAGAAGGAAACCCUCUGCCAGCCAGCGUUGGAAAUCCUAGAGACAUCAAGUCAAGAAUCAUCGCUGGAGAGUGACACAGACGAGGAUGAAGAUGACUACAUGGACAUCUGAUAUGCCAAGGAUUCUAGCUCUGCACAAGCGUGUAGCAAAACCACUGAGGACAGGCAAUGUUGUUUUAUAAAAAAUUGGGAAUACAUUUUUUCUAUGAGAAGAUGGAUAUAAGUGCACAGUACUUUAUAUGGAGCACACUGGACCUGAGCACAGAUUUUCUAACCAGCAUUGGCCUUUGUAAAUAAUAGAUGCAUCACAGCAGCAACUGUAAACAAUCCGACUUGCUUUUACCCUGCUCUUGCUUGAUUCUUGUUUGACUUCCAAAGAUGUCUCGGACCAUUUUUGAAGAUGAACACUGAGGAUUUAUAAUGUUGGAAUUGGUUAAGGAGUGUCCCUUUGACGGAGUUUCAGCUUUUUCAGAAUUAAGAUUUUGCAGGACAGAGCAAAUACAGAGGGAGACGGCAUUCCAGGCAACACAAACAAACAUUCCACCAUAGAUUUUGCUUUUUUUCUGGUUUUAGUUUCUAGGUUAGCAUUUGGCUGCCUCCGGUUGUGAGUUGGCUGGAGGCUGUGGGUAAUUCACUCCUGCAGUAUACAGACACCUUGCCACUAAUUGGUUUCCAGCAUUUGCUUUCGGUGUCAUUAUUUAUAUAUAAAACAUUCACUUUUAACAUUCUUUCAAUCUUAAAUCUUACCUUUUAAGGUCAUGUUUAUCACAGACAUUUCCUCCAUCACCUCCAGGCUUCUGUAAAUUAUUUGCUUUGUUUUGUCUUUUUAAAGUAAUUUCAUCAUAUGCCA
Molecule: messenger RNA, 7715 nt
Organism: Callorhinchus milii (elephant shark)
Lineage: Eukaryota; Metazoa; Chordata; Chondrichthyes; Chimaeriformes; Callorhinchidae
Gene: cabin1
Product: calcineurin binding protein 1
Exons: 36
Coding region: 63-6977 (2304 amino acids)
Biological process (GO): chromatin organization
Cellular component (GO): nucleus
Molecular function (GO): protein binding; nucleosome binding
Source: RefSeq, a predicted model, not a curated record